AUUGUCGUCUGCUUUGACGAAAACGAACGCCGUUGAAUACGCCACACAACUGCAGUCCCCCAAAAUACAAUAACUCAAUACUCAUUCAUUGCAGACUCACGGAUUCAGAACGAGCGUAAUUCCUAUCGCGUUUCUUUCCCCCUCUGUUUUUCGCAAUCGGGUUGCCACAACACGCACGCGCGAGACUCUUUUGACUCUUUCGCCAGAAGCCCAGAAGCAUCAUAACAGCGCAGUCAGGCUGGUCGGUCAGACGAUGAAGUGAUGGCGACGGUGCAGAGUGCUGCGAUGUUGACUCUCGACCUGUUGCCACACGAGGUGAUCGAGCACGUUCUCUCGUUCCCUCAGAUUGACAUCGACGAUCUCUGUCGAUGCUCUGUGGUGUGCUCCAAGUUCCGCGACGUUGUAUGCAGUAACGACUUAUGGAAGAAAAAGUUUGCCAGAAGGUGGCCCGAACUGUUCCGGCAGCAGAGCGGAGUCCACACGGCCUGGCGGGAGGAGUGCAUGGAGCGGCUCUCCUGCGGGCGCAAGCUGCUCCAGUGGGUCUCCCAGAUGUCCCGGGACUUUUACGCCCACGACGAGCUCUCCGAGGACGCCUUCGACGGGGUCGUUAUGCUCAGCAGGCACCCCCGCGCCCUGCAGUUCUACGUCGAUGAGCUCGCGGCCCUCUUGAAUGACGACCAGCCGGAGGAGCACCUGACGCUCAAGUACUACGCGAGGCGCGUGCAGUGCUUUGUGCGCCACGAGCACCUGAAGCGGCAGUGGGAGGCGUACCUGGGGGCGGAGGACGGAGAGCCUUCACUGGAGGAGGGGGCCCUGCUACUGUCCCAGUGGUGCCAGCCCCUGGGGCAGGUGGCCCGGGAAGCUGUAGGGGCCAGGCUGGAUGACCUGGCGCACAGGGUGCGGGCUUUGGUGGCCUUACGGCACCCCGGACACCCCCUGGUCAGGGCAGACUGGACCACCCUGCCGCCGACCACCCGACUCUCCUCGUCCAAGUGGAACCCUGCCGAGUGCCGCACGGUGCUGACGUGCGUCAACCAGGUGCUGUUUCAGGAGUACGGGCUCACGGGUGACCGCAACCACUACCACACUCCGGAAAACUCCUUCAUAGACAAGGUGCUGGAGAAGAAGAGCGGCAUUCCCUUGACCCUGUGCGUCGUGUACGAGGCCGUGGCCCGGCGGGUGGGGGUGCACUGCCUGCCGGUCAACUUCCCCACCCACUUCCUGCUCAAGUGGCUCGAGCACCCCCAGUUGCCCGAGGAGCAGCAGUACACGUACAUCGACGCGUACCACGGAGGCCGCUUCAUGGCGCAAGGCGAGUGCCCCCAGCUGUGUCCCCACCUGCAGCUGGACAAGAGCACCUGCUACGAGACGCUCGGGGCACCCAAGGUGCUGGUGCGCAUGUGCUGGAACCUGGUGGAGGCCUGGCGCCAGUUCGAGGGCAACCUGGGCAUGCAGGGGCUGCGCUACGCCCUGGAGCUGCUGGAGCUCUUCGAGGGCCGGGGCCGGCACCCCAGCGACUUCCAGCGGGGGGACAUCGAGCACCGUCUGCUGCUGGCACGCGUGUACCUUCACCUGGGCAUCAACUAUGAGCAGAUCCUGACGCUGCUCAAGGGCAUAGAGGCGGCGCACCCGGCGUCGAGCGGCGUGGUGGCCUACAUGUACCGCACGGCGCAGAGCCAGAUGGUGGCCCAGCAACAGCGCAAGGAGGCUCGUGUCCAAAGGCACCCGCGCAAGCUCCGCUCCGGCCCCAGCUCCCACUCCAAGGUGGCCUUCGCAGUCGGCAUGAUCAUGCGCCACAAGAAGUACCACUACCAGUGCGUGAUCUACGGCUGGGACGGCAAGUGUGCGGCCAACCGGGACUGGAUCUACCAGAUGGGGGUGCACAACCUGAGCCACGAGGACCGCCAGCCCUUCUACAACGUCCUCGUGGAGGACGGCUCCAACCGCUACGCAGCACAAGAGAACCUGCGGCCCUCGAUGGGCCCCAAGGCGAUUCCACACCCGGACGUGGGCAAGUACUUCGAACGCUUCUGCGGCACCCACUACCAGCCCAACGCCGAGAAGGAGGACGAGUACCCCGAGGACGCGGAAGCACGCCAGGAACUGCUCAACAAGACCUUCCACGCGGAGGUGGAAGAAACCCUCCAAGAAGCGGCAGAGGAGGCCUCCAGUGGCUAGCGACCCUGCACCGAUCCGAUACAGAAGCGGCCCGUAGUCGACGGAGGAGUAUUGGAUGACUUAAGUGCAAGCUUCCUACCUUGGUCUGCGCUUGGACGUGCGAGCGUGCAACCAAAGCGUAAAGGAAGGCACGGAGCGCCUGCCUGAGGUGUUCUAUAGUCGCCGUACGGACGUAAUUGACGUGCUUGAGCAACUUUGAGCGUCCUUUCAAACGUCGUUUCCGGUCUAACUGCCUCCUAUUUUAGGGUUGGGACUGCAAGUGGUCAGUUUGACCUUUGCUCAUUCUUAGAUUGUAUACAAUUGCUCAAAUUAGGUUCAUAAGGACGAGGUAUCCUUGAGAUGGUCGCUUACUUCGUGGCAACGCUAAAAGUAUGCGAGGCACAGGCCGUGCGUAUUCGACCCGAGACAGAUACGCGGAAAAAGCGACGGGACGUUACUAGUAAAUCCGUUGCAACUCUGUCGUCGCAGUUCGAUCGCAGAAUACGAAGACGGUGGCACGGUCAAAGUUUGCUCGGUUUAUACGACGUUUGUGUGCACAUCGAGCGAUAGGAAUUAUCUGCCGCGAGAAAUGUUCGCACAAUUGGCAAUUCGAGCUUCUUCGCACCGGGCUGCGCCACAGGUAAAUGUGAUGGAGGUCAACGAUAAUCUGCUCGAGGUUGAGCAGGUACUGCCAGGAGCACGUUGCCUACAUUUGGCUGAACCUUCGCGCGAUCUUGUUUUGGUUUGUGUUUUUCGAGUGCACUAACAUUGCUGCAAAAGCAGCUUUCGAGUCAGAAGAAAGGAUAAGUUCAAGUACCAUUCUUGCGGUGUCAAUGAUACAUUCAGGAUGCUGCUUCUGUAAGUAAAAAGUGUACCAUAUGAUGAGUGUAAAUUUUGUCUCGUUUGUAAUAUUGCGUCCCAUUUGAAAUGUUGAAAUGAGCAGUUGGAACCAAUCGACUUCCCAUCGGUUGACAUACUUUAUACUCUGUCCAAAAAAUAAAAUUGGAUGACGAAUGUUUUAACGAGCUCCAAGAGCAAA
Molecule: messenger RNA, 3196 nt
Organism: Ixodes scapularis (black-legged tick)
Lineage: Eukaryota; Metazoa; Arthropoda; Arachnida; Ixodida; Ixodidae
Product: F-box only protein 21
Exons: 10
Coding region: 262-2178 (638 amino acids)
Molecular function (GO): DNA binding; protein binding
Source: RefSeq, a predicted model, not a curated record